Fusarium tjaetaba is the source of this 1254-nucleotide messenger RNA. RefSeq names its product 8-amino-7-oxononanoate synthase. The transcript has 3 exons. Gene Ontology annotation, biological process: biosynthetic process. The record is from RefSeq and is a predicted model, not a curated record. Gene Ontology annotation, molecular function: pyridoxal phosphate binding. Lineage: Eukaryota; Fungi; Ascomycota; Sordariomycetes; Hypocreales; Nectriaceae. The coding region runs from base 1 to 1254 and encodes 417 amino acids.
AUGUCGAAGUCAGAUGCCCUUCAGCGUAACUUACAAUUAAUCCUCAGGGAUAGGCAGAGAAGAGGCUGGCAGCUUGAGCCACCUGCCCCAGGCACUCUAACCGACAUGGUUGACUUUGGCUCAAACGACACCUUGUCAUUAUCUUCGUCUGGUCUAUUGGGGAAGGAAUUUCUCAAGGAGCUUGGGAAGUAUCCCAAUUUUAUCCUUGGUGGAAGAGCGUCCCGUUGGGGUGAAGGGUCAACCGAUUACCUUUUGCAACUGGAAGAGUAUAUUGCCAAGUUCCAUAAAGCAGAAAGUGCCCUGUUCUUCCAAACUGGCUAUGAAGCAAAUGUUGCUGCCUUUUCAACACUCACCCAGCCGCAUGAUGUGGUUCUGUAUGAUAGCCUCGUCCAUACAAGUAUCCGAGAAGGAAUGUAUAGGAGCCGUGCAACUGCUCUUCCUUUUACCCACAACGAUCUGACAAGUCUACGCCAACGUUUGCUGGACACCAAGAAUCAGCAUGAAGGAGUUAGAUCAGGCCUCUCGCUUGUGUUUAUUGCACUCGAGUCAUUCUAUAGUAUGGACGGCGACGCGGCGCCACUCGAGGCAAUUGUUAGGGAGGUGAAAGAGCAGCUUCCCCACGGAAAUGCUGUCUUUGUGAUCGACGAGGCACAUUCGACGGGACUGGUAGGCCCCAAGGGGUCAGGCCUGGUGUCUCAUUUGGGUCUGGAGAAAGAGUUCUCUAUUCGGGUUCAUACCUUUGGCAAAGCACAUGGGGCUUCUGGCGGCAAGUUCCAAGUCGACUUUUGCGUCCGUGGACUCAUUUUCUCCACUGCACCAACCUUCACGACAUUGGCGGCAGUCAAGGCUGGGUACAGCAUUUUAGCGAGUGCCGACGGCGAAAGAAGACGAGAGCUUAUACAGUCUAACAUCAAUUUAUUCUACAAUGCUGUCAGCAAGCACGCAGCAUGGCCAAGCUGCCAGCACCUCGGCAUCAUCACCAUCCCCAUGAAGCCUGUAUGCGAUACUCUCAAGUCACCUAUUAUUCCUGUUAUUGCUCCUUACGGCGGAGCAACAGCUCUAGGACAAUUUCUUAGCGAUGCAAAUUUUCGCGUUCUUGUUGUUCACUUCCCCGUGGUGCCUAAGGACAAGGAGAGAGUCAGGAUCAAUUUGCACGCCGAUCACACGUCUGAAGAGAUUCUUUCAUUAGUAGACCUCAUUAUUGAGUGGACUCAGUCACGCCGAAAGGUUGGCAUGUCUGCGUCUCAUCUCUAA